Molecule: messenger RNA, 1533 nt
Organism: Capsella rubella
Lineage: Eukaryota; Viridiplantae; Streptophyta; Magnoliopsida; Brassicales; Brassicaceae
Product: UPF0481 protein At3g47200
Exons: 1
Coding region: 1-1413 (470 amino acids)
Source: RefSeq, a predicted model, not a curated record
AUGAAUCCACAGGCCAACCAAAGUGCAGGCCAGAAUAGUCAUGGUACUAUCAUCCCGACAACAGUCCUGGACAUAUAUCGAUUAGUUUCAGAAGAUGCUGGUCCGAAGCUGCUGAGAGAAUCAGCUGGUUCAAAGUCAUGUUGCAUCUUGAGAAUCCCACAGAGCCUUGCAAGAAUCAACCUCAAAGCUUACGAACCAAAGAUCUUAUCCAUUGGUCCUUACCAUCACGGCAAAGAACAUCUCCAGAUGAUACAGCAGCAUAAACGCCGAUUCUUGAAGUUUUUCGUGGCUAAAAUGGAAGAAAAGGGUUCUGAUCCUCAAGAACUGGUCAAAGUUGUAUCGAGUUUAGAAGGAGUUAUAAGAGGUUCUUACUCUGAGGAUCUUGGUUUAGAUUCUGAAAAAUUGGUUGAGAUGAUGGUGCUUGAUGGUUGCUUUAUCCUCACGUUGUUCUUUGUUGUUACCGGGAAAGUUGUUUACACAAUUAAUCAAGAUGAUCCUAUUUUCAGAAUGCCAUGGAUCUUGCAAUCGAUUCGAGCCGAUCUUCUACUUUUGGAAAACCAGGUUCCGUAUCUUCUUCUUCAAGCUCUAUGCGAAGCAUCGAGGUUAGUUGCUUGUAGUGGUCUUAACGAGAUGGCUUUUGAAUUCUUUGACUACUCAUUACAAAAACCAGAGAGCUUUUGGAAAAAACAUUAUGGUCUUGAAGCAAAACAUCUUCUUGAUUUGAUACGUACGACUUUUGUUCCUGUUCCGUCUCAAACAAGCAUCAAAGAUCAUAGCUAUCUCACAAUCCUCUGUUGUUCCGAGGGGGAACGAGGAAAAUCUAGCAGUAAACCAGAUCAUGAAUAUCUCGAAUUCGUUCUCUCAGCCAAGAAGCUUCAUCUUCGAGGAAUCAAGUUCAAACCGAGGAAGAACACAGACUCAAUCUUAGACAUAAAGCUUAGUAACGGUGUGCUUCAUAUUCCUCCGGUAGUCAUGGAUGAUUUUACUGCCUCGUUCUUGUUAAACUGUGUCGCAUUUGAGCAGUUAUAUGCUGUAACAUCGAACCACAUAACGAGCUACGUAGCUUUCAUGGCCUGUCUUAUAAACGAAGAAGGCGAUGCAGCGUUCCUUAGCGAAAAAAGGAUCCUGGAGAACUAUUUUGGAACAGAGGAGGAAGUGUCUCGGUUUUAUAAAAGCAUUGGUAAAGACAUUGCCCUCGACUUAGAGAAGAGUUACUUAGCAAAGGUGUUUGAAGGUGUUAACGAGUAUACUUCAAAAGGAUUCCAUGUUCACUGUGCAGAGUUUAUUCAUACGCAUUUCGAUAGUCCAUGGACAUUUGCAUCGUCAGUUGCAGCGUUGUUGCUUCUUAUAUUUGCAGCUUUACAAGUCUUCUUUGCAGCUUAUAGUUAUUUCCGUCCUCCAAAAGAUAAGUGAGAGGUUCUUUCUUUGUACACAUGAAUGAUUUUUAAAGUUAACUUAGUUAAGUGUUCUGAUUUUCUGAAUCUUGUAUAUAUUUGUUUUUUGCUAAUUUCUUUAACACUUUUGAUUUUACUA